AAAAAGGGAGUUUAGUGGAUCUCACUGCGCAUUCAACAGACUAGGGAAGUAUUUCUUGGCAUUCAAGGUAGGACUGAGUGUGAAGGUGCCCAAAUCGAUUGGGGUUAGGUUUAGAAAUUUUCUUCCCUCUCAACAAUCACGAGGUUCAACCAUGGCUACGGCGUUGCGGUCAAUAGCUCGCGGUCUCAGGACCAAAAACAGUUUGUUCUCAUCAAUGUACACUCCGGUGUCUACUUUGCAUUCUCAUGCCACCAGUUUCGGGUUUAAGGAGGUACCGGAAGAAGAAAAGAGCAAAUUGGUCGGAAAUGUAUUUUCCAGUGUUGCUUCAAACUAUGAUCUCAUGAAUGAUUUGAUGAGUGGAGGACUACAUAGGCUAUGGAAGGACCAAUUGAUAUCAAAGUUGAAUCCUUUUCCUGGAAUGAAGCAUCUUGACGUGGCUGGUGGGACAGGGGAUGUUGCAUUCAGGAUUCUGGAAACUAUCAAAAGUGUAAAACGCAGAGCCUUACAAGAUAUUCUUGAUGAUAAUGUGAUUGAGGAAACCCAAAUUUAUGUCUGUGACAUCAAUCCAAACAUGUUAAAUGUUGGUAAGAAGCGGGCUCAGGAAAGAGGUUUUGGAGAGGACAAAUCCCUCAUUUGGAUGGAGGGAGAUGCAGAAGCCUUGAAAUUUGAAAACAGUUCCAUGGAUGGUUACACAAUUGCCUUUGGGAUUAGGAAUGUCACACAUAUAGAAAAGGUUCUUGCUGAAGCUUAUAGGGUGCUCAAGCCGGGAGGAAGAUUCCUUUGCCUUGAACUGAGUCAUGUUGAUAUCCCGAUUUUUAAAGAUCUGUAUGAUUUAUAUUCAUUCUCAGUCAUCCCAGCAGUCGGUGAGAUGGUGACUGGUGAUCGUCACUCUUAUCAGUACUUGGUUGAGAGUAUUCGCCGUUUCCCUCCACAGGAGAAGUUCGCUGCAAUGAUUGCAGAAGCUGGGUUCCAAAAUGUAGGAUACGAAAAUCUUGUAGGAGGAGUUGUUGCAAUCCAUUCUGGGUUCAAGUUUUGAAAUAACUCUAGAAGAUUAGUCAUAGAAGAUCAAGUUUUAGGGUUCCAAAUUAUGGUAGGUUUGUGAUGAUUACUCCAAGAAGUGCAACUCUCCAUUAUGAAACUUGUGAUGGGAAAAACAUUCUCCAAAAUUUGAUUAUUACAUGAGUAAAUAAGAGUGUAAUACAUUCAUUCUUUUGCACAUCAAUCCUACUCCCACUUACUUGCGACUCU
Messenger RNA from Ipomoea nil (Japanese morning glory), 1248 nucleotides. Its product is annotated as 2-methoxy-6-polyprenyl-1,4-benzoquinol methylase, mitochondrial. The coding region runs from base 152 to 1036 and encodes 294 amino acids. Gene Ontology annotation, cellular component: mitochondrion. Gene Ontology annotation, biological process: ubiquinone biosynthetic process. Lineage: Eukaryota; Viridiplantae; Streptophyta; Magnoliopsida; Solanales; Convolvulaceae. The transcript is spliced from 8 exons. Gene Ontology annotation, molecular function: methyltransferase activity. The record is from RefSeq and is a predicted model, not a curated record.